Messenger RNA from Penaeus chinensis, 1484 nucleotides. Its product is annotated as major facilitator superfamily domain-containing protein 9-like. The coding region runs from base 152 to 1453 and encodes 433 amino acids. Gene Ontology annotation, molecular function: transmembrane transporter activity. Gene Ontology annotation, cellular component: membrane. The record is from RefSeq and is a predicted model, not a curated record. The transcript has 9 exons. NCBI's taxonomy places the organism in Eukaryota, Metazoa, Arthropoda, Malacostraca, Decapoda, Penaeidae.
CGGCAUCGCCCAGUGAAGUCCAGAUCUUCGGAGAACAAACUUGGCGAAACUAUUUUGUAAAUAUUAGUAACUGAGCUGUUUGGCCCUCCUGCUGCCAUUCAACAAGGUUGAACUGAAGGCGAUUAGCCGGGCGAAGAAUCACGAAGACAAGAUGAGUUUCAAAAAGGGAUUUCGAAGAUUCUGGGAUGAUCUUCUGACUCCCAAACUCGUUCUUUUGAAAAUCAUAUUUUUUUUCUUGUUAGGAGGUAUUGUGAUACUCUGGCCACAAUUCACCCUUCAUCAAGAGGCAAUCGGACUCACCAAAUACCAGACGGGCAUUGUAGGCUCUGUGCUGUCCGCCGUCACCAUCGUGGUUCCGCUCCUCGCGGGCGUGGCUGGAGACAAACUGGGAAAUUACAAGGUGAUAUUAAGUAUAUCAACAGUGACGGCCGGAGUGGGCGCAUUCCUUUUCACAGUCGUACCUCGGGCCGAGGCCGCGACCUUUUGGGUCUACAUGAUAGUGAGAGUGAGUUUUGGGGCAUUUCAGUCAUUCAGCUUUACCUUAUAUGAGGGCGUUAUAAUGGCUUACGGUCAGGAGUACAAUGUCGACUACGGAUUCCAAAGAGCGUGGGGGACCCUGGCUGUUUUCAUCAGUUCGCUUCUUGGAGGCUACAUUACAGAGGCUACAGAAGGCUUCAGUAUGAUUUUCUACUUGUCGACGGGCAUCCACAUUGUAGCUGGCGGAUUAAUGAUGUUUCUAAACGUGGAAUUCAAGAUGCCUGCUCAGUCGCUCUCCAAACAGAUCUUCAAGCACCUCGCCAAUGCUGAGGUUCUGAUGUUCCUGGGAGCCAUGCUGGCCGUCGGGAUGUUUAUUGGCUACAUUGAGACCUUCAUGUACCGCUACCUGUCCGACCUGGGUGCCUCGCCGUUCCUCAUCAGCCUCACGGUCACCGUCGGGGCUCCUCUCGAGCUCCCCUUUACCCUGGUCUCCUCCUCCUUGGUGGCCAAGGUAGGCCACGCGCCCGUCAUUAUGCUCGGACUGUUGACCUACUCAGUCAGGCUGCUGGGCAUCAGCUUCCUGUCUAACCCGUGGUGGUCAUUGGCUCUGGAAGCACUCGAGAGCGUCGCGAAUGGACUCACGUUCCCCGCAGGAAUCAUGUACUGCACUGUCCUCUUCUCCAUGGAGACCAUCACUUCUUCCCGAGGACUAAUGGGCUUGACCUACUUUGGCAUUGGAAAACUUAUCGGCACCGUCGUAGGCACCGAGAUUCGAGAGUCGGUGGGCGAUGUUCAAACAUUCCGAUGGUUCUCAGGCGCUGCUCUUGUUGCGACCGUGUUAUAUUGCAUUGGGUUCACAGCGCUAAAGAGGAAGAGGAGCAGGGCGGCCGCGGCUCCACAGCUGACGCCGCCAAACGAAAACCGACACCUGGGCGGCAUAGACAACCUGGCAAUGGAGUCCGGUUCCGUGGAUUAAAGGCCUCAAAAAUAUAUUGAAAGUGGUUACU